This is a messenger RNA of Caenorhabditis auriculariae, 9336 nucleotides long. NCBI's taxonomy places the organism in Eukaryota, Metazoa, Nematoda, Chromadorea, Rhabditida, Rhabditidae. The record is from the annotation of a GenBank genome assembly.
AUGACGAUUUCGUACACGUUGGACGUGUCCCAAACCAACAUCCAGAGCUUCAUGAAGCUGCUUUUUCGGUGGCGCGGAAGUGUUUGGAAGGUCCUCAAUUAUGAAUCCCUUAAAGAACUCCUAAAAAAGUUCAGAGAAUAAAAAAAAUGAGUUCGAAAAAUUUAGUACAAGGUUUAACAACAAAAUGAAGGGAAAAAAAAAUCCCAUAUCCAAAAAAAAAUAGCUGGAUUUCUUUUUGCAUUUAAAAUUAAAUCUGAUGAAAAAGUUGUUAUAGGGAUUGAGAAAAAGAGAAAAAAAAAGAAUAAAAAAUUCAUUAUUCUGUAUAAUUUGAUGAAGUUAAUACUUGGCGAGAAAAAUUUAAUAUUCAUAGAUUUUUAAAUUGAAAAAAAGACACUUAAAAAUGUAAAAAAAGUGUUUGGGAUCAAUUUUUUUCACAAAGCAAACGGAAUUUUGCGACCAAGGACAGAAAACAUGGAAAAAAGUCAAAAAAAAGUAUAAUUUUUGAAUCAAUGAGAGGAAUUUUCCUAAAUAAGUUUGAUAGAAGUUUUUAAAUCAUAUUUGCAUCGAGACUUGUUGAACUUUUUAAAAAAAUGGGAUUCAAAAAUGAGAAAUUGAAGAGUUAUUCAGUUUUGAAGAAAUGAGUGAGAAAAAGAGAGCAGAAAAGUUUGAGAAAAAAUGAAUUUCAUUUUUAAAAAAAAAAGUGUUCUCAAAAAUUUGAGUUUUUUGAGGAAAAUGUCAUUUUUAUGAAUGAAAUACGCUUUCAGGCGGUUCUGGAACGAUUAGUGUUGGCGACUUUUUUGUUGUAUUAUAAUCAUUUUUUCCAUCAGUUCCCUGUUCCUUCCACUAUUUAAUUUUUUUAUUAGGUCAUUGAAUAGCAGUUGCAAAAUUCGAAAUUAAAAAAAGUAGAAAAAGGUUUUGGAUUAAAAAAAGUUAGAAAUUUGAAUUUUUGUAAAGAUUUUUUCAUUCAUUUCAUUUCAAGUGUUUAUUCGCCAUUCCACAAUCUGAACGACAAAUACAAAAAAUAACACAUCAAAACAAUCAAAUAAAUCUAACAGCUGAUCUGUGGAAACGGCUGGAGGAAAAGAUUGUCUGUAUAGACGGUGCUAACCCCCCAUUUGGUUUUUAAGUAUAGUCAAUGUUUCUCGACUUGAAAGGCGAGGGACGCGGGGCAAGGGACGGGACGCGUAGCGUGUGCGUUCGCGGUUCUUGGCACGAGUUCAAUACAAUUGCCUUCGACUAUUCAAAAAGCUCGGCAACCGCUCUUUUUCAAUGUUUUCUACUAUUUUUUGAUGCACAAAUGAACAUAAUCAAUAAAUAAUUGAAAAAGGAAUGAAAAGAGCGAAAAACGGGCUUUUCAAAGAGUCGAUGGCGGUUGAAUUGAACACGUGCCAAGAACCGCGAACGCACACGCUACGCGUCCCGCCCCCUGCCCCGCCUCCAUCGCCUUCCAAGUCGGGAAACAUUGACUAUGUUAUCAUUUUCUUCAAUGAAAAGAGACGUUUCAGGCGGUUCUGGGACAAUUGUUAGUGUGGACGUCGGCGUUUCUGCUCAUCAGCUGUGUAUAUCGAUACUUCCUGACGCCUUCUCAACAGACGUUGGCCGAUCACCUUCCUGAUAAUCGAUAAUCGGAGAUUCUCAGGGUUUUCGAGCACCUCGUCCGUUAUUUAGACGCGAAGCUCGACCAGAACAUCCCGCUCACUUUCAUGCUCGGAUUUUUCGUUUCUUUCGUCGUCGGCCGAUGGGGAUCCAUCCUCAACGGAAUCGGCUGGAUCGACGAGUUUGUUCAUUUAUUUUUGAUGCGAAAAUGUUGGGAAAACAACGUAGUAUUCAUGGAAAACCAGACUAUUUUAUUUCUGGGUAGGGGUUUGAAGUAAUAUCUUUGGAGAAUAGAAAAAAUCACCCAUCAGAGACGCUUUCGAAGUAAUUUGUUUUCAGAAAAUUGUUCCUAAAACUUCAAAUUCAGAAAAAAAAAAGUUGGGCGAGUCUCAAAAUCCCAUAAUACGAGUCAUCGCUGUUUCUCAAUUUCUUCUUAAGAACUUCCAAGUUCAUUUCAGAACUUUGUAUAUUGUUCACUCCUAUAAACAUGAACGAAAAUUUGAAAAGCCGUGGUCGCACUUGGAAUGGCUCUGAAGUCGAAGUUUUGAAAUUUAGCAUUUUUCACUUUAUUUGUCGAAUACCGAAGCGCGUGAGUCGUUUUUGGUCGGGUGCGCUUUAAAGCAGCUGCCCAACGGUAAACCAUUCCAAGUGCUGUCGUGAGCUUUCGCAGUAGGGUCAAUGUAGUAAAAACUGCUAAUUAAUUUUGUGACCCGCUAUUCCAAAACUAUUUUUCAAGUUAACUUUCCAAAGAAAAAUGAAAAAAAGAACCCAAAAGUGAUGUUUUCAGUGCUUCUUUGUUGUUCGCAUCGUAUAUAAGGGGUCGUGACGAACCGACAAGAAUCAUCCGCCGCAACUUGGUACGGUGUUUUCUGGCUACAGUAAGCCGAGCGGUUGGCUACAGUAAGCCGAGCGGUUGGCUACAGUAAGCCGAUCGUUGCAAGACCUAUUUUGAAAUAGCCAGAAUUACUUUGAAAAUUAGUAAAAAGAAAUAAAUGAACAGGUACGGUACAUGGUGCUGACACAAGCCCUCGUGCUGCGGGACAUCUCGAUGCAAGUUCGAAAACGGUUCCCGACGAUGGAUACCCUUGCUGCUUCAGGUUAUUCCUACAUAUUCUGAAAAAAGGAAGAAUUUUUGCUAAUAAAUACGAUUGCAAAAAAUUUGGAGGAUUUUGAAGAAAACAGUUUAAAAAAUCAGAGCAUUUUUCAACUUUUUUUCUUUUCUAGUGUAGAAGCGUGUCUAUUAAAAUUCAAAAAUCUAUCAGUUUCUGAGCUAUUUUUUUUCUCUUUCUUAUCUUCGACUUAUUAUCUCUGUCACAAAUGAAAUAUGAACUUAAAAACGCCAGAGUGGUCCCUAGAGGGCUUAUGGAAAGACAGCUCCUAUAGUGAACAAAGAAAUGCUCCCUAGAAGCCUGAUUUUCGGUAGUUCUCAUUGGGUUUAGGAACUGAUUUCUAAGGCUCUAAAGCUUAGGAGGUUCCUAUAGGGAUGUUUUAUUUUUUGUUCGGAUAUAUUAUUUAAAAAGACGUUUGAUUUUUCCUGUGUUUGAAAUGGUUUUAAUUUUUUUUAAAAAGCUAUUUUUUAAGUUUUUCACAUGGAAAUGCAUCUUCUUAUUUCAUAACAAUAAAGUCUAGCAUGCUCCCCUAGAGUGGCCACUUUGUAAAGCUUUAGUGCCCCCCCCCCCCUUAUAGGUUGAGGUAAGGUGGUCCCUGAAGGAGACCUUCAAGUGCUCAAUAGCUGCCCCUCUAGGGACCACUUUGGCUUUCCUGAAAUAGAAUCAAUUUUUUAUCAUUCUUUUUCGAAUAUUUUCUUUCCAGGUCUCAUGACUGAAGAGGAAAUGGAAAUAUUGGACGAGGUCAAAGAUCCUUACAGCAGGUUUGUUUCCCUCAAUUUUUCUUCAAAGUAACCAGAAAUUAUUUCAGAUAUUGGACUCCAAUACAAUGGAGCGUCAAUUUGGUGUACGAAUGCCAAAAAGAAGGGAAAAUCGAGAGUUACUAUCUGAUGAAUAAAGUCGUCGAUGUAAGAUCAUUUAUCUAUUUUUGUGAGAUUAUAGCAAUCUCGAUAGUAUUAUCAUAUGAUUUUCGGCGUUUGAGAAUUUAUUUCGACUUCUUUUAGGGAUUUUUUCAGGCUGUGGAAGUUUUUUUUCUUUUUUUUUCGUAGAUUUUUGUUAACUUAUAUCAUCUUUUGUGUUGGAAUUUCAUAAAUUCAGGAGAUCAGCAAGUUCCGACACGGGUUGGCGUCGCUUCUGAAGUACGACUGGGUGCCGGUUCCUCUGGUGUAUCCUCAAGUCAUUUUUCUCGCCGUCCGCAUUUAUUUCGUCAUCUGCUUGUUUGGCCGGCAGUUCAUCGUUACGGGACCGAAUCGCAGCGGCGUGAGUUGAAAAUAAAAAUCGGCGAAAGUUGAAAACUGGCCCUCACUUUUCGCACGUCGCAAGGGAACUUUCAGAAGGCAACGUUUCUGCCUUUUUUUCUCUGAUUUUUUUGAUUUUUUUAAUCGUCAAUUUCUUAUUCCUUUCGCUAUUUAAUUUUAAGCGUUCAAAAAUGAGUAAUUUACCAAAGAAAUUUUUUUAAAAAAAGCGGGAAAGAUCGGAAAGUCCCCCAGCGAUAUUGAAGCUCGGCCAGCUCGGCCUAUGUUUCCCAGUUAGUGACAACUUUAGGGGAGCUUAGUCGUUUAUUGUUAUGAAAUCAUGAAAAGAAGCAUUUUCAUUUAAAAAAACUCAAUAAAUUAACGUUUUUUUGAGUGAAAAAUAUAUCAAACAGAGGAACAAUCGAUCGAGUUUCAUAAACGUUUUCUCAAGUUUCAAAUAUGAACAAAAAAUCAAAGAACCCCUAUAAGAACCACUCAAGCUUUAGGGGCUUAGAGAUCAGAUUUUCAACCUCUCUAGGGAUCACUGCGGAGUUUCAAAAAGGAAGAUUUUCAGAUUGAUCUGUGGCUACCGAUAACGACGAUGGUCCAGUUCAUUGUCUACAUUGGAUGGAUGAAAGUAAUAUUUUUAUAAAUUUUUCACAGAGUUAUACCGGAACUUGGGUUUUUUUUUUCCAUGAAAGAGAAAGGAGAUCACUCUGAAUUAAUGUAGAAUCGUCUUCCUUUAAAAAAUAACCUUUCGGACCGUUUUUUAAUGACAAAAUUUUCCAGUUAUUAAAAAACGAAGUUUUAACUUUUUAAAGUUUAAAAAAAGUCUAGGUCGUUUUUCAAUGAAUAGGGAUGAAAAAUUUAAUUUUAUUUCACAUUUUGCAGAUUUUGAGUUUUGCCGCUACUUUUGAGCGAAUCGAAAUGGGAAAAAUCUUAUGAAAAGAGUCAAAAAUUUGCUUUUUCCUCCUUUAAAAUCAAAGAAAAACGUUUUCAGAAAGCUCAAAUUGCAAAUUUCUGCAAAUUUCUAAGAAAUAUGUUUCAGUCUUGAGCCAAAAACUCGGUGAAAAAAGAGAAAAACAUAAUUCUAAGUUUUUUCCAACUGGAGAUUUUAAAAAAAUGUGUUUAUCCAGGUACAAGUUUAUUUUGAUUUUUUUGAUAAACAUAUUUUUUCUCAGGUCGCCGAGGCCCUACUAAAUCCAUUGGGAGAGGACGACGACGACCUCGAAUGCAACUACGUCAUCGACAAGAAUCUGAUCGUAAGCUUCCAAAUUCCUACCGUAACCCUCCAUAAUUAUCACACAGUUGAUCGAAAGCUACCGUAGUCCAAUUGUUAGAUAUCGUGGUGUUUUGUGAUUUGGCUUCAUUUUUUCACCGUACAGUAAUACAUAUAGAAGAGUUUUGGCCGUGAGAUUGCGCCGCGGUGCAUGAUACUGUAGGUACCGUAGCCCCGCCCCCUAAACAUACCAUUUUAGACCGGCUUCAGUAUAGUCGAUGAAGUGUGGAAGCCUGACAAAGAGGUGACAAACGAAAAGACUAACCUUACAGUAAUCCUUUUUUUCUCGAUUUUUCGAGAAAAUAGGAGUUCCUAACGCUUUGCAUGUUUGGUUGCUGGGAAACCUGGCUUUCGCUUUGUUGCCGUCAUUAUUGCUCAUGUUAUGGAAGGAUUUUGAGCAUGAUUCUGGGCUUUUUCUUGAACAAAAUUGCCAUCCAUUGGACCAAAGAAAAUAUUUUAAAAUUUUAACCAGCAUUUCUAGGGAUCACUUAAGAGUGCUGGCGUCGCUAAAGUGGUCCCUUGAAACCACUUUAGCGACGCCAGCAAUGCUCAAAAACGCCCGGUUUGCGUAGAAGAUUCUCAAUCAAACUCUGCCAAAAACAACCGAGUCCGAUGGAGCGCAUUUGUUCUAUACUUUUUCCAAGAUGGUCAUGAAUGGACUAAAGUAUUUUGUGAUAAUUUCACAUGAAAAAUCACUCAAAACAGCCUGAAGACUAAUUUAUUGGUCUGAUGAUAACUUCCAUCGCCUUGCAGAGCUGUGCGCCGAGCUUUUCUUUUAACUUAUGUGGGUCUCGUAUUUCGAAAACCCUAAAAACUUUAUCUUUGGCUUUUUUUCAAUCAAAGGCAGUCUAUUCAGUUUGUCAAAUUUUCAAAAACAUUUUAUAAAUUCGAAAAAACUUCCUGAAUAUCAAAAGUCCCACGCGCAGCUCUCCUCUCUUCCUCCCAGCUUCUGCCUUCUCCCGAUUUCCCAUUCUUGAGUCAAGAUAAAAACGUUUCAGACGGGUUAUUCGAUGGUGGAAGAGCACCUGGCCCGAAUUCCCAAGCAAUGUCACGACGAGUUCUGGGGCAUCGACAAAAUCGCGCCGUUGUAUUCGAUAGAAUCUGCGGAAAGAUCCGUUCAUCCGCUCGUCGGAAGCGCAAGCAAGAUCAAGUCGGCUGCACAUUUUAUUGAAGUGGAAUACAGAGGAAACUUUGCAGCCUUGUCAAAAAUCGAAGAGAAAUCGUCAUGACGCCGCACAAGAACAAGCUGAGUGAGAUCGAUCCCACCGAGCAGGUUUGUUCGAGACUUUUAUUUUCAGAGAAGGUUUUAGGAGAAUCUAGAAGGACCACAGAUUGAGGAAAGUCUCAACAAGAACAAAUUAAUGGAGGUUUCAGAAAGCCUAUUUACGACGAGUUUGCGUGGCUGACCACAACGCGAAGCACGCCAAGCAGAGAAGUAUCGAACGGGCGAAUUCGCCCGACACUUGUCUCAGUCGCGUCAGAAGUCGCUCAAAGUGGGUUCGAAACAACAUUUUUGUACUCAUCCGAAGUUUUUUGAAAGAUUCCAAGUCGCUUACUUCACUGAUUCAUUAGGGGUUGAAAGAUAAUCGAAAAAAAAUUUUCAUUUUAACUCUGGAAUUAGUAAAACACUCAUUUUUUUAUACCGAUGCAAAAUGGUAAUUUUAAAAAUGAAUCAAAGUAAAAAGGAUGGAUGAGACGUGUUUAUGUACGAAGAUGAUGUUUUGAAUUUUUUUUUCUUUUUCACUCAUUUUGAAAAGCAAAAAUAUCGAAUAAUGGGAUUUUUCGGCUUCUCAAACUAUAAGCCAAUCCCUCGAAUCACCAUUUUCAAAAAUCAAACUGUCGUUUUUUUCUCUCCAAGUUCUUUAUUUGGGGGUUUUUUUAAAGAUAACUCGAAUUAUGUUGUGUCAAAAAAAUAUUUUUUUAUGAAUUUUGAGCUGAAAAAUAAAGCUUCAAAGGAGAUUCACCUAAAUUGAAAUUUUAUUUGUAGUUGUGUUAUUUUCUUAAGAUUCAAAGAUUGAAAAACAAAAACAAGCGGGAAAUAAAUCCAGGUUUAAAAAAAUCGGUUUUUUUGGCUUUAACCUUUUUAUGAUCCGAUCAAAGACGUUUUGAUUUUCGCUACAUUUCGGGUGCUACGAAAAGAGCGCGUUUUUUCCAUUCUGAUUUUUGAGCUUUUUAAAAAAUGAUAAAACGACGAGAAGCGGUUAAAAAGCAUCAACUAUCUUUCGAAAAAAAAAACGUCUCUUAUCGCAGUACCGAAUUUCGAAAGGACAUUUCGUUUCCCUCUGAGAGAUUCACUAAAAACUCCCCAUUUUUAGAUCGGAGUUACAGUUUAUCCAAUUUUACGAAAAGUAAGUCCGCAUGGUGUGGUCCACGUGUUGUUCUUUUUCUCCUCUUAUCUUUUUUCUAACAUCCGUAGUAUCGUAAUCCUAUAUAUUAAAAACUAAAAAUUUUUCAUCAGUGAGGAUAGAAAAAAAAACGAUUUUCAGCGGGAAAUUCCGGACGGUUUCAACAAAUGGCGUUCCUCGAAACGGAGAUGAUCCGUGGCAACGUUCGGGUCAGUUCCUUUGGGUUACUGUAGAAAUUACAACAAUAAAAAAAGCGAUUUUUCACUGCUUGAAAGCACAAUUCAGUUUUCCCUCCCCUAUUAUUUGGUUAGGAUCUGUGUGCCAGGACUUGAAAUUCCACCGAACGACAUUCCGCUGUUCCGCUGCGUGCGUCCGCGAAGCAUCUUUCGAAUUUCACGCUUUCAAUUGAUUGUUAUUGCUGUGGGAGCACAUGAAAGUAGAGUACUUUAAUAAAAGAAAAAAAAAUUAAAUGCGCGACGAAGGUUCGCAGAGACGCGCAGCGGCACAGCGGAAUGUCGUUUGGUGAAAUUCCAAGUCGUAGCUGUAACUUCUUUUCUUUUUGUUGCACGUUAAGUUAUUCAUAGUUAUAACUUUAAUCACCUGAUAGGCAAAGAUUGUGUUCUCAAAAAUGAAUAAUUGCAAAAAACUAAGGGAAAAAAAUGAGUAAUUUAGGAUCGAUCAUAUAGCCGGAGGUGAGUUGGAACGGAUUCAGAAAGCUCACAAAUUUCAUUAACUUUUAAGAAACUUUUGCAUGAAUUUCGCUUUGAGUAUUGUUUCCUACUAAUAUCUUUCACAAUUUUUGGACAAUAUUGGAUCGAUUCAUUUUUCUUGCAUGCCUUUUGAAUCUCUCUAGAAAAAGGUAGAUGAUAUUGGGAGUGUUUUUUUUUAAUUAUAGGAACUUAUCAAUUAAUGAAGCUUUUGUAAAAAUUUGAACUUUUUGUAGAAUCGAUUUUCUCAAAGUUUCUACACGUUUCAAAAAAAAAUUGCAGAAAAAGAUCAGUUCGAUUUAAAGUCAGAAUUAUAGCAACUUUGAAACCAAGUUUAACUGUUCUUUAUAGUGUUCACAAUUGUAUGAACUACUCUAGGAAUAUAGUCCAUUUUUCGCGACUUGAAAGGACUUGAAAAUUCUUUGCGCCCUCUUCAUCUCUAGACGUCUCUCUCAUGUUUGCGUGUUGUUUUCAUGUUUCUCUGACUUCGUCAGUGAGGGAACACAGAGACGCAGACACGCGAAAACUGUCAAGUCGCGGUGAACGGACUAUAUUUAAUUUUGAAGUUUUUUAAGCGUUUUUUCAAUAUUUCAACUGAAUUAUACCUUUAUUAGAAGGCUUUGAAAAUAAAAGUUUUGCCGACUUUUUCAUUCAUACAUAACUAACCGAAAAAUAUUUGAUUGCUGUGCCUUUUUGUAACAUCACCUCGGCUUUCGAUUUCUUGAAUAAUAUUUGAGUAACCUGUCAAAGUUUUUCAAGAAUUUUUCAACAAUUUCAGGAGAGACUGAACAAAAUCACGGGCCGCACUCCAACCAAGUUCAUCCACACACCCAUUCCAUUCCUAUCGGUCAAGGUAAUCAAAAUUCAAGUUUCAUUUUAAAAAAUCAGAGUUUAAAUAAGAUAACGUCUGCUUAACUGAUUUUUUUUAUUAUCAGGAGGAAAGAUUAUCAGAACAGAUCAUUUUCAAUAUUUUAAAGAACCUUUUCACGCACUCUUCGACAUAAAUAAUCCUGGAUCUUUCAAUCACAUUUCCCAAUUUCAGACCCAGAGCUCGGUCGUCGGCCGUAA